This is a messenger RNA of Neurospora tetraspora, 3279 nucleotides long. RefSeq lists its product as uncharacterized. The coding region runs from base 1 to 3279 and encodes 1092 amino acids. The transcript has 2 exons. Lineage: Eukaryota; Fungi; Ascomycota; Sordariomycetes; Sordariales; Sordariaceae. The record is from RefSeq and is a predicted model, not a curated record.
AUGGCCUCCCAACGCCCCCAGCGCAACCGCCGUCCACCCGUCUUCUACGGCCACGAGGAGGAAGACACUUUCACCGACUUCGAGGCCCCCUCGCAUCCUCGCAGACCCAUCGACACCCGCCUGCCCUUCGACCCUCAACUUGUCGAGGAAUGCGCCUUCCCUUCUCUCGACCCGGUCACCCACGGCGGGCCGGGGCCGAGCGAGGUGUACAAGGUCUACCGGCAGGUGAGACGCGAACAAGAAAUUAAGCGGAUGGUGGAGUAUGGGCCCUGGUACCAUGAGCGUAUUGCGAUAUUGAGUCUGAGGAAGCAAGUGGUGGGGCGUAGGGAUGUUGGCGAGUUUCCCGGCGACGCGGUUGAUAAUAGAAGCAGGGGAAGGUCGCGCGGUGUUAGUGUUUUGUAUGCCGAUACCGACGAAGAUAGGCGUAGGUGGGAGAAGAGUCGAGAGCAGGAGUUUCUUUGGGCGGUUGGUGAGUCUUCCUCUGAAGGAGAGGAAGAGGAAGAGGAAGAAGAGGAGGAGGAGGAGAAGGAGGAGGAGGAAGACAAGAUUCAGCAAAGGGAUAUGGACGUCAGGACGUCGAGACUGAUGUUCAGCGUGAGGAACACGAAUCAUAAGAAGCAAAAAGAAGCGGUGGCUGCUGUCGAGAGGGCUAGGCUAAGUCGCGCUCAGAGUCAGGCCAGCAGCCAUGGGCAGGUGAGUCCGGUACUGCCUUUGGUUUCAGCGUUGGCGACUGCGGAAGGGGGAAAUCAAAGGGAUGCCGAUGGGGAUACGGUUAUGGGCGGUGGGACUGUCCAUGUACCGCCAUACUCCUUCGCGCAGCUGAGCACGCUGUUGUCCCUCUCCUCCGACGAGAUCAUAUCUCUCUUGUAUUUGAUCAACCAAGAAACUCGCAAGAUGAUCGUCCUAGACAACCUCAACCGACAGCUCGCCGCAAUCGAGGAUAUUAAUGCAAUCCGCGACGCUCUAGACCGCCUCAAGCCGCAAGGUCUUGUCACCGACUCCGUAUCCUCCGAGGAUAUCCGCCAGGGUCAAGCGUUCUUGCGGUUCAUGGGCCUGCACGAAGUGGCGGAGUGGUUGGCGGAGUACAUGGGGGUCAGCAACAGCUGGGACGACGACGAAGGGCGAUAUGUCAUCAAGAUUAACGGGCGGCUUCUGGACGGGGAUAUACCGGCUGAAGUGGCCGGUAAUGUGUUGAGACGCAUCUGGAGGGAGGAGCAAGAAAGGGCGAGCAGGAUCGAGAACGCCAGAAGAGUAGAGGCAGCAAGAGCAUCGAUGCAACCGCCACCGCCGGGCCUGGUGAAUCGCUCGGUCCUGGAGCUUACAGACAGGAGCGCUGACAACGGCAAUGUUUUGACCGUUCAGGAGGCGGAACAGGCGGCGAGAAGGCUUGCUGACUUGGAGCUGUUGGUUCCGGAGUCAGAUCACUAUACGGUCAGUUUGAACGGCGAAUCCGUGCACUUAGAGGAGGGCCUGCAAGCGCGGCGAAUUUGGAAUGAGGAGCUGGAAGCCAUGCGGCAGGCUCGAAGGCAAAACGCAAUGGCACCUCCGGCUAGGCCGGCAUUGAGGAGUAACCAGGAAAGACAACCGUCAAGGCCGACACUCGAUCAAGUGGCGGGGAGUCUCGUUGGUAACCGAAAAGAGCAUAGGCAAGGAGUUGGAGAGACAUCAAGAGCUGAGAAGAGAACACACAGAGACGGACAAUCCAGGGAUCAAGCGACCCUUGCGCAGCAGCCCCUUCCUUCCACUGCAGCGAUACCCUCUGCUCCUGUUCCGAUGGACAUUAACUCAAACACAAGCAGGACGACGAAGCAUGAUAAAGAACAGCAACGGAAGGGACACCCCUCGUCAUCGGCCAAUGAAGCAGACCAGGAAACCCAAUCUCGUAAUUCACCAACGAACGACUACUUGCUGUCCAUCGGCAUCGAUCUUUCCCUUCACAAACCACCACCGGUCGAAACAUCCUCGGGGUCACCCACCCUCGAAGAAAGAACCGCCGCAUUUCUGGCGGCCAACAAGGCCACACUUGCCGCCAUAGACAAGGAAGACGAAAAGGAAGCUCGUCGCCGAAGACGGCAACCGGCACAGGUUCAUGCUCAUGAUGACGAGCCAACCAUCCCCGCCUACGGUUUACGUAAUGUCAGUGAGGCUCGUACCUUACGAAGUAACAGUGUAUACAGUUCUCGGCUUCCCAGCAAGGCACCUUCCGUUGUGCCAGCCGCGCCUACAACAAUUAGAACAACCAGAGGUAAUCGCCAUGCGAGCACCGUUGCUAACCCUUCUAGCUCCGCACAUGAAACUCGCAGGGGACAGGAAGGGAUGAGUAGAGAGGAAGGCCCGGGGCAGCCAGUAGAGGAAAGAAGUCAGAACAACAGAGUGAGAAGGGAUGCUCGAAGACAAGUGAAGAACCCAGAAACUGCAAUGGAAAGAGAACCGGAACAACCGAGGAAGCCGCAAGCUGCUACAGAGGCAGGGGCCUCGAAUGAUACCCCUCACCGGUAUGCUCUUGCUGGUGAUGGGAGCUCCAGACCUGUGAUAACAGCAGCGACGACCCAAAAGGAGGAGACACAGCCAGUCGCAGUUGCAACUCCUCCCGCACCCAAAACUCCGGCUUCGCAAAAGAAGACAAAGAUCAUUCUCAAGAUCGGUGGUCGGAGAGUCAGCCAACCGAGCAACACUUUGACGAAUACACCACGAUCAGAGCCAAUGCACACAAGUCCACUUACCCUUGGGCGGAACUUCUCCGAACCUACGAGACGUCAUCGCGAAUUAUCACCAGAAAGAUCCAUCGGUGGCGACGCUACUCUUGAUGCAACAUCUCGCAGCAGCUUCAAUCAAUCAUUGCCGACACGCCGGAAUCUUUUUGGAACAACCCGUGAACAGGAACAUUCAUCGUAUCCGACUUCAGGGACACCGACUGCCCCAGAUCAUAUCCAAAGUCAGGCUCCAACUCCGUCCUUAGGGGUCUUUCGGCAUCCUCCGAAAGCUAUUCCACAGCAGAGCCAUCUGCAAAUGCCUUCAACGGCCACCUUUCGGAACUGUCCUUUAACAGAAUCUGGCUCUCAUCAUCAAACCGAGUUGGGACCUGCUGGUCCUUUGCCGUCUGUCACACCUGCAACGAUACCACCUGCCCAAACCAUCUCUCCGCAAGUUCUCUCUCAGGCUGUCGCUGGUAGAGAAAGCCAACAGACCAUGCGCGGGAGAGCGACCGAGGAACUUGGAAAGAGGUACGCCACAAGGAGCCAAGUUCACGGCGAGGAACAAGGAGGAAACGGCUCUUAG